Lymnaea stagnalis (great pond snail) is the source of this 909-nucleotide messenger RNA. NCBI's taxonomy places the organism in Eukaryota, Metazoa, Mollusca, Gastropoda, Lymnaeidae. The record is from the annotation of a GenBank genome assembly.
UCCCUCCUCGGCAUCGUCACCAACAUCAUCAACAUCCGGGUGUUUUGCCGACAGGGCGUGACGUCCGACAGCCCGACGGUCACCUUCUUCGCCCUGUCCGUCUCCGACCUCCUCGGCUGCAUCUUCAUCCUGCCGCAGCCGCUCUGCUACUACUUCGAGUACUACACGACGACGCAAAACCUGUUCUUGAGGAACUGCUACACGGUAAUGUUCAUGCCGGCCACGUACACCCACGUCAUACUGAACAAAAUCACGUCGUUCGUGACGGUCUACAUGUCGGUCGAGCGCGCCAUCUGCGUCAUAUUUCCCCUGCGAGUCCAGCGGAUUAUUAAAGUGAAAAACACGGUCGUCAUCAUGGUAGUCCUUUACGUGGCCAUCACCUUGACCUACGUGCCCUACGCGGCGAACGUGUUCAUCAUUUGGGUGGUCGACCCCGAGCACAACGGAACGGUCAAGGCCGUGAACUACUACACGCCGCUCGGGUACUUUUUCAUAACCUCCAACACGAUCUUUCAUUCGAUGAUCCUCACGUCAGCCGCCAUGCUGUGCGUGACCGUGGCAACGGUGGCCAUGGUCACGCGUCUCAAAGCGUCGCUGAAAUGGCGACAGGGCACCGUUUCGAACGUCGGCGCGGUCAUCGGGACGAAGACAAAAUACAAACAGCUGGCCAGGAGCGCCGAGACGGUGAAGAUCGUGAUGGCCAUCACGGCCGUGUACCUCGUCUGCCUGAUGUUCACGCACAUCCCGAACCUGGCCAUCGUGGCCAUCCCCGGCGUCAACGUCAACGGCGUCAACAAGUUCCUGAACAGCAUCCUGUACAUCGUCAAGUUCGACUUCGACGUCUUCAACUCGUCGAUCCACAUCUUCUUCUACGUCAGAAUGAGCACCAGGUACCGGAAGACGUUCCUC